This is a messenger RNA of Magnolia sinica, 1774 nucleotides long. Its product is annotated as la protein 1-like. Gene Ontology annotation, cellular component: nucleus. NCBI's taxonomy places the organism in Eukaryota, Viridiplantae, Streptophyta, Magnoliopsida, Magnoliales, Magnoliaceae. The transcript has 11 exons. The record is from RefSeq and is a predicted model, not a curated record. Gene Ontology annotation, molecular function: mRNA binding. Gene Ontology annotation, biological process: RNA processing. Bases 147 to 1496 code for a protein of 449 amino acids.
AUCUGGACGAAAACGAAACCCCAAAGCCCUAAAAUGAGCUAAAACCCUAAAAAAAGAAAAAGAAAAAAAGAAGAAGAAAAUCCUUGCUUCUCUCACUGUCAUUCUUGCUCCUGCAACUCCUUCCAAGCUCUCGCGACCGUACAUCAAUGGCCAUCGUUUCUUGGGACGAAGAGAAGGCGAAUGAAAUCCUCAGACAGGUCGAGUUCUAUCUAAGCGAUAGCAACCUCCCUCGCGACAAUUUCAUCAUGAAAUCGAUCAAAGACAGCGAAGACGGACUUAUGAGCCUUGCUUUGAUAUGUACAUAUACUCGGAUGAGAAGUCUUCUCGGUUUUGACCGCAUUAAACCGGAUGAAAUUCCAGAACAGACCUUGUCGGCCGUUGCUGAAAUCCUGAAGAAAUCAUCUUUCCUUAGACUUUCUGAAGAUGGGAAGAGGGUUGGCAGGAUUACUGAAAUGUCAAAGCUGGAAGAGGUUAUAGAGCAAGUAGAUACAAGGACGAUUGCUGUGUCUCCCUUGGAGUACAAUGCUAAACAUGAUGAUGUGGAAGUCUUCUUUAAUCAACAUGGGAAGGUAAAUAGUGUGAGACUACCUCGUCAUGUGGCCGACAAAAGAUGCUUUAGUGGCACUGCUUUGAUUGAAUUUGCAACAGAAGAAGAUGCCAAACAUGUUUUGAACCAAAGUUUGGUUUAUGCGGGUGUUGAAUUAGAGCUCAAACCUAAGAGGGAUUAUGACUCUGAAAGGGAAAAGAAGUUGAAGGAACUUGAAGAUUCUCGUCCUUCCUUUGGUGUGAACAAACAAAAAGGUCCUGCUGGGAAUGAAAACUUCCCGAAAGGCUUAAUUAUUGCUUUUAGAUUGAAGCCAUUAUCAAUGAUAGAAUCUACAAUAGAGCAUGACGUCCACCAAGAGGUCGAAAUCGCAAGUGUCAGCAAGUCAGAAGAGGAGCUAAAUUCCACAGAAAAUGUUACUGAGAGUGAACUGAAGAACUCUGAAAAUGUUAAGGAUGAAGAAAAAGCUACAGCAGAUGCUACUGAAGGGACUGAAGAAAAAACUGCAGAAGAUGCUGCCCAAGAGAGUGACGAAGCCACCAACCAAGAGAGUGAAGAAGAAACUGGUGUUGCUGAAGAAAUGGUUUCACGAGAGGAUUUAAAGCAAGUCUUCCAAACAUUCGGACCUGUGAAGUAUGUUGAUUUUAGAAUGGGGGAGGAAUCAGGAUUCAUUCGCUUCGAAGAGCCAGAAGCUGCUGCAAAAGCUCGUGCUGCGGCGGUGCUUCUUGAGGCUGGUGGCUUGGUCGUGAAGAACUGUAUUGCUUCCUUAGAACCAGUAACUGGUGAAGCUGAAAAGGUGUACUGGAGUCAACUCCGUGAAAAUCUAGAGAAGCACCACCGUGAUCAUCAUAAUUAUAACUAUAGAGGUGGCAGGGGGAGGGGUAGAAACAAUCGAGGAGGGAGACGCUUUGAUGGAAGGCACUAUCAUUCCAGAGGUAGGCACUACCGCUGACCAGCGGCUGAGUAGUCCUGAAGUGACUUUUGUCUUUGUCACGACUCGCCAUUCUCGACCACAGAUGAUAUUCCUUUGUUUGGACCCUCCUGCUAAUUCCACCCUGUUUUAUUGAGAGAGCCAAGUCAUCUUUGUAGAGGGGAUUUGGUUUCCACUAGAAUGGUAAUUAAUUACUCUCGUCCAGGAUUCAUCUUUACUCUCUGUUUUGCUCUUCGUGGGGCCCACAACUGCACGAAUGUACUUUUAAGCCAUAGUAAGUCUGAUGGUGGUUUCUGUCC